Molecule: messenger RNA, 1267 nt
Organism: Klebsormidium nitens
Lineage: Eukaryota; Viridiplantae; Streptophyta; Klebsormidiophyceae; Klebsormidiales; Klebsormidiaceae
Source: the annotation of a GenBank genome assembly
AUGGCGCCCGUCCGGCAGACAGUGCCACUCUUCGCCUUUCUUUUCGCCGCGCUUUUGCUAGUCACUGCCGCCCCUGUUUCAGGGGGGAGACUUCUUCUCCAAGGCCCCUCAUCGACGGGCCCCCUGCCCGUCAGCAGGAUUGCGCUGUCGUUUGCAGACACCCUUGCGCAACUCGACGCAAAGCUGGCUUUCGUCCAGAGCCUCCGAGUCGCUGGAGGGGGAGUUUCGGAUCCUAAUGUCCGUUCCUUUGCUGCUGCAAGGGUCCCGAUUGUGGGCCCAAGCGCGCCAGUGGGUGGCUUUACGGUGGAGGUUAAGGUCGGCACCCCCCCGGUAAGCAUUCCCGUGAUUGCCGACAUAUUCGCCACCUUCUCCUGGGUUCAGGGCCCAGACUGCUCCCCAUGUCCGGGGAGUACUGUCUGCGGAACUCUGGGGGCACAAAACGCUGUUUUCGCAAACGGAGGCCAUACUUCCUGUCCUUUCACUGGCGCCCUGUACUACCCGAGUCUGUCCCUGACCUCGGUGACUGCCCCCGACUGCCAGUCCGUAUGCCCAACCCUCGUCGCCGGGACGUUCAACCUUGGCUGCUCCGACGAUCUGAACCUACCCCCCACUCAGUGCCAAUACGGGGCGUCCUUCGGGACGCUCGCUUUAGCGGCCGGUCCCGCCGUUCUCGACACUUUCUCCAUCGGUUCGGUGUCCACCCUCGGGCAGAAAAUCCUGCUCGGGACGAGCAUUCUGCAGCCCGGGAGCAAGAUGAGCGGCGCGGAGGGGGUCGCGGGCUUUAGCCCCAACGCCCGGUCUCUUCCCAACCAGCUCAAGCAAGUUGGAGCAGUGCCCACUGCCACUUUCGCGAUCUGCCUCGCUUCGGGGGGGUCCAACGGCGGGAGCCUCUUCCUGGGGGGGGUCCCAACCAAGCCCGGGGGCAACACCCCGUACGACUUCUCGUUUACCGAUCAACCGAUCACUCCUGUGGAGUUCGUCGAUGAUGUGUGGCUCGCCCCCCCCCCGGCGGAUUUUUUGGUCAACGGCGUGCCUGCGCCCGGGGCGUCUGCUGCGCUUGCUGCGGACAAGGCGACCGCCCCGGACGAUAUUUUCUGGAUCCUCGAUGCGGGACUUGACGCGAGCCUUCUGCCAUUGGCGGCUUACACCACGCUCCUCAACCAAAUUCGGACGUUCUCCGGCUGUCCGAACGUUUUCACGGACGCUCUUCCUACGAAUGGCGAAGUCAGAAACACUAACUUUAUAGACCUCACGACCUGUUCCCCAC